Messenger RNA from Naegleria fowleri, 2559 nucleotides. RefSeq lists its product as uncharacterized. NCBI's taxonomy places the organism in Eukaryota, Heterolobosea, Eutetramitea, Acrasida, Naegleriidae. Gene Ontology annotation, biological process: cyclic nucleotide biosynthetic process; intracellular signal transduction. The record is from RefSeq and is a predicted model, not a curated record. Bases 1 to 2559 code for a protein of 852 amino acids. The transcript is spliced from 3 exons.
AUGCACCAACAGAAAGACUCUCUUUCAACAAUAGCAGCAACAACCUUUGCACAUUCUCCAACGCGCUCGGAACCAGGAGAAACGAUCAUUGCAAUGGGUGAAGAGGAUGAUACCACUUCUCUUCCACUUGGAGUUUUGUAUUCUUCUACGGCCAUAGGAACCAACAAACAUGAAAGACGAAUGAAUCAGGACCAUCCUGUGGAUGACCCGAAACAACAACAACGAUCUUCCUCUUCUUCUUGCGAAUCUCUGGUUAGUUGUAGUAGUAUCAAUGCCAAGUCGGAUAAAAAACAUUAUUCGUGGCUUUGGAAACUCAUGAAAUGGCCACCGCAAUGUAUUACAAUCAUGAACGUGGUUUUGAUGUUAUUUAUUUUGCAAGGAUUGUUUGGAUUGUUUUCUUCAUUUAUUUUGCUCUACACAACAGGAGAUAAUAUUGUGCAAAGGUCAAUCGCCAAACAAAAGCUUCAAAUGAAUCUAGUUAUGGAUUACGAACUGAGUGACUUGAUCAAAACGACGUCGUUGGCAAUUAAUCAUGUUUUAUAUCAAUCCCUUGAUGUUAAUGUAAAUGAUAAUCUAGGUUGGCUAAAACUUUUCGAUAACUUGAAAAGGGUCUAUCAGUACAAAUUACCAAUUCAAAUGUCAUAUUUUGGAAGAUUUGAUCAGAGCAUGGUUGGAUUAGAACUGACCUAUGUGAGAAUUUUUCACAAAUCUCAAAAUGCAGUCAAUUUAACUAGACCUGUCACUGACUAUCAUGUCAUUAAUGAUAUAGAUAAUAUUUUAGCUCCAUCCAAUAUUAUGGCCAGUUAUUAUUCCAGUGUUGAUAUGACAGCAAGACCUUGGUAUAAACCUUUUGUGAAUACAACCAACCCAAAAAUUUUGUGGAGCCCGUUUUUCUACUCCGCUCUUUCGCUCUAUCCGUCCAUUGCAGCCUGCAUACCUAUUUAUAUUAAUAGCACUAUUUCAAGUUUAAAUGCAAAUUAUUCCAGCACUGCUAUAUAUCCUAGCUCUACCGCUCCUAGGAUACCCAGCCAUUUAUUUGGAGUAAUUGGAAUUCAACUGAAUGUGAAAAAUAUCUCUGACACUUUAACUAAAUCAGCCAUUCGAGCAGGUGUGGCUGCUUCAUUUAUUAUUAAUUCACAAGGACAAAUGGUUGCUGCUACCAAAUUUUUAGGAUAUCCUUCAUUACAGAACGAAUCAGAUAUUAUUAUGAACGCACUUGUCAAUGAAACAAUUUCGAGAGGAUUUUUGCAACAAAUUACUGCUUGGAAAAACGCACCUUCCAAUCAACAGCUACAAGGAUUGGCAAUCAAGGAAGCAGGAAGUUUUUCUUUUCAAACAGGACAAACACCUACUCUAGAUAUUGUGUUAUUUACAAUCACUGAUCAAUAUGGACUUAAUUGGGGCUCUGUUAUUGCAGUACCUCAACGAUUGUUUGUUGAAGAAGUGCUUCAAAGUAGUAUUUCGUCCGUUGUCAUAUUUGCGGUUGUUUUAUUCCUUGGUUUAAUUAUUAUAAUUUCAGUUGUUCAAUUCAUUCAACUCUCUUUGAGGGGAAUCAAGCAUCAAAUGAAGGAAUUAGUGGCUGGGAAUUUUAGUUCCGUUCGGCUUGACAAAAGAGUUUCGAUGGGAUUUAGCGUAUUAUAUGACAUUCGUCAAAUGCAACAAAGUUUAAAUAGCAUGCGUGUAGGUCUAAGCAUUUUCUCUAAAUAUGUGCCAGAUGUCAUCGCCAAGAAGUUCGCCGGAGAAGCAAUGAUUUCAAGAAACAUGUCCAUACUGGUCAUGGACCUGUAUGGAUUUACUCUUCUUGCUGAAAAAACAGAUCGAGUGAGCUUUAUUUCACUGAGCACCGAUCUCUUCUCAGAAAUUUAUGAGAUCGUUGAAAAUCACAAAGGAUCAAUUGAUAAGUAUGCCGGUAAUAGAAUAGUAGCAUAUUGGAAUGGACCAAAAACUAGUGUGAAAGAUCAUGAGAUACUGGCAUGCAAUGCUGCCGUUCAAAUUGUACAAUGUCUCGCCAAGUUAAAUUCGAGGUGGAGGAAAAUUAAUUAUCCAUGCAUCAACUUUGGCUUGUCUAUAAAUAGUGGAAAUUUUCUCGCUGGAAAUAUUGGCACGAAUUCGAGAAUUAACUUUACAGUUCUUGGAGAUGAUGCAAAUGUUGCCUCUGGUAUUACCAAGCUGAACAGAAAAUUUGGAACACAAGUUUUAAUUGGACACAACACCUUUGAAAAAGUCAAAGAUCAAUUUGUUUGCUAUUUUGUAGACCAUGUUACACUCACAGGAAAGAGUCAUCCAGUUCGAAUUUAUACCAUGGAAUCCACUGUUAAAGAAGCUACCGAAAAUCAACUCAAAAUUCGCCAAUGUUCAAUGGAAAUUGAACAGUGUUUCUGCACAUCUGACUUUUCGCGAAUUUUGCGAGUGUGUGACACUUUGGAAAAACAUGUAUCUCCAAACAUGACAGGUGUUAUUGAAUAUUGGAAGGCAAACGCAUCCUCUUUUCUCCUCAAUUCUACCCCUCCUUCAGCUAAUGACUCUGAAGUGUUGCAUCAAGAUGUUUCCCAGAAAUAG